AAAUGACCACUGAUUGCCUGGUGGACAUUUGAGCCGUUCUGACAAUUUCGCAAUUGCUGCUGGUCCGUUCCACACCCUCCUUUCUAUAGCCAUGACUGGAAUUCCUGACGUGAAAGAAUCCCAUUUACUAAAUGGAUAUUGUAGCUCGACACUGACUCCUAAAGGUAAAACGGAGUAGAAGAGUCGUGGUAACUAAAUAGUAGCAUCUAUUUCAGACGAAUGAUAGACCGGCAUUGAAAUCCGCGUCUUUCAAAGUUGUACCGGCUCUAUUUUCUACAAGGCUUAACCCUGGAGUUUACUUAGGAUAACGAUGAGUAAUUUCCAGAUCUCCCUUUUAAAACUGCCUCUUUUGGCCUUGAAAUAACUAGAGUUGGUAGAGCUUUUGCCGCUCUCUAUUUUCAUUCCAACUUAGUAAUAGGGUCCCCAUUCCCCGAUUUUUGGGGAUCUUGGAUUUGCCUUAUUUGAAGCUCAGGAUUCGGGAUUGUGAAGGAAAAUCGGGGUGAGAUUCGGGAUUGAAAGUAUGCGCUGGAGGUGGGAUGCCAAAAAUAACCCUUGGGAUUAAGGGGUUGCAUGAAAUUUUGAGUCGGGAUUGAAGAACCGUAUUGGGAACCCUCAAGUAACUAUCUCCUUUUCACGUGAGGGGAGGGGUAUAACCCAAAUUACGAGCGGUAGGAAGUGCCUAAGGACUGGGAAAAUCGAUUGUUAUAGUAAGGGUGCGAAUCACGUUAUCAUCCCAUUUGACAAAGCUUUGAACGAGGUAAAAUAAUACGGAUGAAGUUGGAAACAGCUCGAAUUUGCUUUUAAGGCAACUUUUUCGCUGCCUUCGCUGUCUUGUUUGCUGAAGCCUCCAACUAAACCUGGCGCGGAGAAUAUUAUUCCUUAUGCCAGAGUGUUCGUUAUGUACGAAUAAAUUAAACCAAAGCAACUACACUUAAAAAAGCGGCCGCUUCUUUUCGAAGUGGAUUGUGGAGUCGUACCUCGUACUCAGAAAAAUGCACUCGUUUUAAUUGCUUGCUUUCAAAAUCCAUUUUUUUGCAGCUGAUAACGACGAAUCAGACUUGAAGGAAGAACUCUAUGCCUGUAAAGAAGCCACAAGGAAAUUAUUGGAAAAAAUGAGAGAAUUUCAAGGUUAGUUCAGUUUACUUAGGUGCGCCAAUAUUACUGCGGGCACUCAACAGCCCCUCUCCCCCAUGAGACAAAGACCGUCACACCCUUGCUCUUUACGAACACUGUCUGGGUUCUUUAACGUCCUACAGAAUUUAUAUGUGUAAGGGUUGUGAGACGGGGUUUACGGGUUAUCGUUCUUGCAAAGUCUGACCGGUUGAAGAAUGUCUUUACUAAGGCAGCACUUUCUCCUCUUUUAGUUAAAGACACUUUUUUUUUUUUUGCGGCCAGGCUUUUAACCAGCGCUUCCCGCUCGGCAGACCGGCGCUUAACCGUACUGCGGUUAAACAACAACCCUGUCAUAUCUUUCACAAAAGAAGUCUCUGUCUUGUAUUCUAUUUUCUGGAUUGUUUCAUGAUCAGUGCUUGCCAAAAUUUAACUGCUCAACGACUAAGAGACGGACCAUUAGAAAAGUUAUGGGGGGUGUAAAGUGCAAAAUAAUAUCCAAGCAAGGGAAAAUUAACUAAAGAAAUAAGGGAGAUGUCAACACAAUAAAUUCACGCAGCUUCAAAACUCCCCACUCCUACCAUACAUUUAAGGCCAUUAACUUUCAAUUAGAAUUCAUCCGUCGGCUUCUGUCACUAAUAGUUUAUCGUCCAAUUUUUUUUAAUUUCUCGUCAUUUUGUAGCGGAGGUAGAGAAGAAUAUGGAGGAGCUGAAGAGAGAAUUCCAGAAUCUAACGCAGUCUACUAUGAAAGAACUCAAGGAGCUGAAGGAGCUUAGAGGUACAUGUAAGACGCAUGCCUUCCUAAGUCAGUAUUUUAAAUAUUGCUGUCUUCUUGGAUCUGCCGAACGUGAGGCAAGAUAAACCUCUUAGGCCCAGUUCAAACGUCGAAUUUUACAAUUGCCGAUUUUAAUUCGAGAAUUAACUGCCUGUGAGAUGCGACGUCUGAAUCAAUUAAAUUCGACAGUUUCAAAUCAAAUUCGACUUUGCCGAGUUGACUUAGGUUCGACAUUUAAUUCAGACGUCGCAUUUCACCGAUGAUGCAAUAAUCAUAGACACUAUUAUCCAUAUUGGAUAACAAUUUGUUUUAGAGACUGGGAAUAUUUACAACAAACGGACCAUUAUUUUUAUUUACUAUAUUAUUCAUUGUUUUAAUCAACUGCCAAGUUUAGUUACAGUCAAAGCUUUCCUUGCGACCACGUAAGCGACCACUUUCGUAAUGAAAAGCUCUUGUAAGGUGAUCGCUUACGAGAGCUUCGACUGUACUUUAGUCGACUAAAAUAGGAGUUAAAUUCGGCACUUGUGAAAUUCGACGUUUGAACCGGGCCUUAGGUUCAAGAAAGUCCUUGAAACGUUCCCCAUAAUUAUUUUAAAUAUGUACCUGUCAUAAUGUACUUUUUCAUGAGAUUAAAAAAGGGAUUUCGGUAAGAACAAUUAUGAAUAUAUGUUCCAAAACACUCUCUGUUUCUUUUAAAAUCGAAGCUUUAUUGGAAGAAAAUAAAAUGGAAUUGAAGCGAGUGUUGGCGGAGAAUGAUAAAGGGGACCCAUUUUUGGAAAAACGUAGAGGUACGUAUGUGACUAUUGGGCUCAUACAGGGCUUUUAAAGCUUAAUAUCAAUACACAAUAUGUAAGUUAAGAUAGAUAAAGCUCCAUUUAGAGCAACAUCCUUUGAAUUGAUCAACUAUCGUAACUGUAUUAGAUUCCUUCUAUGGACAUUUUCAAGCCAGACAAAUUUUAUACACCUCACUCCAAAGUACCCUAAGUUCUGAGACUUCUCGCUCCUCUUUCGUGUCCGAAAUGGCAUUCAAUGUUCGUGAUACUUAUUUCUGCACGAUCUCUAUUAAGGCAGACGACUGAAGUGUCCUGCAUACCCUCCGAAAACAUACAAGCUCACUCCGUCAAUAAUACGAUAAAUGUUCAUCCCCAUUUGGACUGUAAUAGUCUCAAGUCUCGAAAACAAAACACCAAACCCUACAAUCGAUUUUAACUUUAAUUUCAACGAGAUCUCACUGCUUUAUUAUUUCGAAAUUGCACAAGUCAAAACAGCCGACAACCCCACUUAACCUUAAAUACCCAACUAAUAUUGUAAGUUUCCGUUUUGGUUUAUUUUUUAUUGCAGCUUCAAGUGAUCAUGAAAGCGAUGUGGACAACACUAGACGUCCACUUUUUAAGAGGGUGAAAUGUAAGUUACACGUUACACCUGCUUUUAGUUGACUACCCUGGCUCAAGUGGUUCGUGCACUAAAUAGAGAGUUUUAGGCCAAGUCCACACUAUAACAGACAGCUUUUGCAACGGCACCGGAAAACCAUAUUUGGAUAGGGCUUUUGUUCACACAUAAGAAAGAUGAGUUCGGCGCGAUUUCUGAUCUGUAACGGAUCAAGAUCUUUAAAGUGGAGUGUCACAUAUCGGAGGGAGGAGGGGGAGGAGGGGUGGCAGUACAACACAGGCUAAUACCAUGUGAUGUUUUAUUUAUUUUUUAUUUAUUUAUUAUUAUUAUCAUUUGCAAUAAUGACAUUGAAAUACGAAAAAUACAGAAACAUACUAAAAGGGAAAGAGAACAAAAAAAAGUAAACGGAAAUUACUUACAUCAACAUACGUAAUACUACUUCACAAUAUCAUUGCUUACAAUUUACAUUAUUUACAUUGAGAUCACUUCGUGUGUAUAUACUAAAACAAUUAUUCUUCUCAAUCUCGGUGAAUAGUGGCUUUGGGAAUAUUUACCUCGCCGCUUUCGCGGCUCGGUAAAUAUUUGGCCACUAUUCACCUCGAUUUCAAAGAAUAAUUGUUAAUUAUUAACUUAAUUUAUAAGUUAAUUAUAAGUGAGAAGGAUAAGAGAGAUAAUAAUUUCUUCAAGUUAAUCUUCCCAUUUUCCAUUGUGUUUUUAAAUUAUUUAUAAAUUGCGUACAGUUAAUGGGCACCACAUUAAUUUUACAACUAGAUCUAGUCGGCGUCUCAGGUUAUCAUUUAUAGGACCAGGGAUAUAUAUCUGCAUCAGAAUUUGCUCAGGGGAAAGAUUAAUAAGAGUAUUGUGGGACACAUUAAACCAUGAUAAGAUUUCAUGAUAAAACUUUUUGUUUACUUGUGAGAAUGUAUGAAAGAAAGCAAAUUGAGCAGCACAAAGGACUUGUGCCAGAAAAAUUAGAAAAUACUCAACUCGUUAACCAAACGGAUUUGAUCCGCACGUAACUUGUAGCAAGACGAUAAUUCGACGGACGCAAAUCAAAGUUGCUUCUAUCCUGUCUCAUAUGAUUAUAUUCAUACUUUUCGGGAUAAACUGUCAAUCCAGACCUUAAAUGCUUGUGUCUCCAGAUCUCCGAAACAUUUGGUUGAAAUUAAAUUAGAAUUUAUUUCUUCUCUUCAGGUAUCUUUGGCUCGACCAAGAAAUCCAGAAAGGGGAAGAAGAAGAUGCAAGCCCUACCGCCGCAAGCGGCGACAGACCAACUUGCUUUAGUCGCACCGGAAGCGAAAACUAAGGACAAAGGUGUUUUUAUACCUCUGAUACUUACGUCGCAUGCUUUUGGUGUUGAAUGUUAAAAUGGCGGGGAAUCGUAUCAAAAUGAUAAUCAUUAUGACGUCAUGAUAUGCCAGCCUCUAGAGAUAAGAUACCAGUACCCCCCCCUCCUCCAGUAUCAACCACCCCAGCUCCUCCCCCCGGAUGAAAAAAAAUCGACCCGGUACCCACCCAAAUUAUAACAUGGGGAUGGCUUGUGACGCUAUAAGAACUCUCUCUGUCCCUCCGACUCGGUGCAUUUUGACAUUUAAACUCUUGUCAUUUUGACACGAAAAACGGUUUUUCUGGAAAAGGGCGGAGUAGUUGGUGGACUGUGAUGUUUGUCAAGAUGCCCACAGGCUCUCCCCUUCGCUCUUCCCAUUGUUUUUCGCCCGCUCGCUCUUUCACUGCUCGCCUGCUCUUCUCUCUCAUCUGCACUGAACAAGAGCCUGGAACAGACCAACUCGCCCAAAAAUUGCAAAAACUCAGCAGAAAAAGCGAGGGUGAUACCCUGCGAGCGCAGACUUAUUUCUGGUCGUCGCUUCUCUUCACAUGAAACGUAAAGAAAAGGGACGACCAAUAAUACGUCUGCCGGUUCGCAGGCUUCGGGCAUGAUGUCUGUUACCUAUGAACAAGCUGUUAGCGAUCAACGUGUACCAAACUAACUGAAUAUAAAAGCAUGACUGUAAUACGUUUUUUACAUUAUUCGAUGCAGAUGUGUCAAACACUGAACUUUUCACCGAGUCUGGAGCGGAAAGACGUCCUUCCAGGCGAAAGGGUAGCUCUGGAGAAGUGUCUGUUGUCAGCUUUGGGGCAAACAUUGGUAAGACUGAAGGCUUAACUUUUACAAAGUGAAAACCCAACAGACUGGAAUAAGCCGAGUAUUUUUCUUGUCAAAAGUUUACAAUAAGGUGUUUUCAUUAUUGAGAAAAAAGGUCUCCUUUCGGCUCCUUCUCACACCUGUCAUCAUCGUUACCUACUGUCCUCAUUCAGCUCAGAAAUAGCUGACGUUUUUGUCUUGAUCAUGGCUAGCUAUGCUUUAAUUAUCAAUCAAUGAUGAUGACUUUCUUUCUUUUAACAACUGUAUUUAUGUCCAACCUUUAUUGCGCUUCUAACAAUAAACCUUCAAAGUUUCAGGAAUCGCCUUUCCUCAUAGCAGAGCCAAAGGUUCAUUAAAAAGCUUGCCAGGCCUUCCAGUUAUGUACUAUUUCCCGGACGAAUUUAAGGUACGGUCUCAUAGCUAUUAACAGGGAACUUAACUGAGCAAAGACGACCACGACAGCAGUGAAGACGUUGCUAAAAAAUAAUUUUGCGUUCUUUAACUGACUUUGUUACGUCUACUGGACCCUUUUCAAUUUGUCAAAUGUCGGCGGUUUCUCCUGAAAUUGAAUCCUUAGGGACUUCAAAAGGAGAAGGGAAAAUUCGUCGUCCUGUGUUCUCAGACUUAUUAAUAAUUCACAAAGAAAAUACAAAGGAAAUUAAUGUUUAGUGAGUGUUUGGAAAUCAGAUUAAAAAACUGCUCAUUCUUUCAUCCUUAAUUUCUCCUUCUAAAAUCAUUUUGUUUGCGAAGUAAUAUCAAGCAUUCGACACAGUGUUUCAUCACCAGAUGAAACACAUCGAAGUUCGUCAAAAAUACUCCAUUGCGCGUCGUUUUUUCAACUAUCUUCUCGUUGUUUCAUCUGGUGAUGAAUUGCUGCGACUCGUGCUUGAUAUAUUACCUCACGUCCUUCAAGAAACAUCGCAGGAGGUUUCACGUCGUAGACGUACGGUAGACGUCAAAGAAAUGAAGUAAAAAGCGUGAUGCACGUGCAGAGCUGUUGUUUUGCUCAUAAAACCAAUUGUUUUUUGACGUUGUUUUUGUCGUCGUCCCUUAAGUUCUGUACGAGUGUGCUCGCUCAGGUUGGAGGAUCUAUCUGUAAUUUCAUUUAAAUUGUUGGCGAAGCAUUAUAAGCCUGUAUGAAGCAGUAUUAGCGUCUUAUCCUAAAUUCUAUUUUCAUUGUAAACUCUGUAUAUAUUCGAGCGAAAGUGUCUUCUCGAAUCUGGUGGCAUAGCGGAAUUUUAACCACUGAAACUGACACUCUAGAAAAUGAAAAGCUUUCUACCUACUAAAUUAGUUUGUUCUCGUAUCAGGGAAGAAAAUACGAAGAGCGCUUACAGGAAGCCCUAGGUUUCGUUCGUUUUCUCUUUGUCGCUCGCAACCCGCGCCCUUAAAUUUUUCCUCUUAGUCUUUCAAGAGUAAACGUUCUCGCCCGACCUUUCUUAUGACAAUGUAAAACCAGUCGUAUUAACAAUAGCGAAUAUUUCUUCGUUCUCUUGAACGUGGGGUUUGUGCGAAAUUUUUUUUGAUCAACUCAUGUUUGAUGAGACAAAAAUGUUCACAAAAUCAUCUAUAUUCGAGAGCCGUUAUCUCGUUGGAAUUGACAGGAUGAAUACAAUAUUAUCGAGAUAAUUUCUUUGGUGAGUAAUAUCUAUUGAGUUACCAUAAAAUAGGUGAUAUCUGUUCUGUUUUUCUUGUAGGAUUCAGAUCAAUUGGAUGAAUCAGAAGGCAAGUAAACUCACUGUUGGCACAAAAUCACUUUAAGCAAAAAAAGAGCGCCUUCAAUGUGCAUCAUAGCAUUUGCAUUCCAAACUAAAGAACGAGGGCAAAACGGAACUACUGCUUCUCUUAAGACGUUGCGGAUCAAUUUAGGUUUCCCACCUACCCCUCCCUUAAGUCAACAUUUUUCCCCAAGUGAGAAGUUAGUGUUAAUGUUGGCUUAGGGGAGGGGUAGGUGGGCAGUUUCCCAGAAACCUAAAUUGUUUCCGGCGUUGCUUGGACCUCGCUUAAAAAAGCGUACUGACAAAUUGAAAGAAUCAAUACUAGCCUUGGCGCUCUUUUAAGUAAGUAAGGAACAUGUAGAUCAUCUAACUGCCAAACAGUCGUGUAAACUCAUUUUCCGCAUUUUUCACCUUGUUUUCUUACGACAAGUUAAAAGAGGAAGAAAUUCUUAAUUCAUUUUUCUUUGAACUAAUUUAGGAUAUUUCCAUUCUCGUCAGUGGAGGUCGAAAAAUAGAAGCUGGCCGGAGAAACAUACGGUAAGGCCCUGUAAACAAAAUGUCGCCGAUAACUUAGUUCAAGAAGUAAGGACACUAUGUUAUGAGCUUUCAUGGCCACAUCCUCACUUGAUGCUAGACCUCUUUAGUGAGGAGGUUAGUGGUAUCAAAAGGCCCUGCUUGAAGAAGUUAAGUCGAUGCUAUGAGAGUGCUCAAAACAAUAUCUUGCAAACAGCCCACGGCUGAAAAAUGAUGCCUUUUGAGUGUGGUUUGAACUCAGUUAAUUUCAUUGACUGUACUUAAGGAGUUUCUUAUUACGAAAAAGAUUUGACCUAUAAACUAUAGACUACGAGCAGUUUCUGCUUUGCCGCCCACCGCUCGCGUGCGUACCACCCACUUUGUAUACGAAAUGUAACGAAAUGUACAGUUUAUACGGGAAUUAAGUUGUACGUCUUAUUUAGGACACGUUUUAUUUUUCCUCGUAUAAGUGACCCUACUAGUAUAUGUGCUUAUUUGCAUGUAAGAGUAUCGUGCUAAUCCAUAUUAAAGCUGUACUACAUUUUUCUAGUAUUAUAUUUUCAACUGAGGAGAUGAUUUACCCUUCAGUUUCAGGUGCUUGACCAAAUACCACAGAACGGGACAGAGGCCGGUAGGUUUCCACGCGACGAGAUCCUGUUACAACUUUAUGUAAUGUUUUUUUUUUUCACAAUCUCCUUUGUGCUGUCCAAUAAAGAGACAUUGCCUCAGAAAUGAAGUCUAUAUUCCAAUUCCUUUGAAAGAAGCAACAAAUGAACAUAAAUGUCGCCUUUUUUUCACUGUUAAAUUGCGUGCGUUCCGCCAUUUUGAAUAAUUAUGACGACAUUCUAUUGCUUAGAAACAGCCAUUGUUUACUGCGCCAGCGGCGACUACUUGACGUCACAUAUUUCAAAAUGUCUGUGGAGGGGGGGUUGUACGCUAAAACAUCAAUUUGUUUUAGGGGUAGAGUUUCCCUAAUGUGUGCUUUUCCUAGUGUUCCUUUGGAUGUAAUAUUUUGUGCUUGACCAUAUAACGUCCUUUUGUGACUGUUCAGGGGAAGAAGUUAUAUAUAGAUAGAGGCCCAAACGUUUUUUUUGUUUUGUUUUUUUCCAGAGCCGAUAAAUAUUACCAUGCAUCCUAAGUCUCAAACAGAAAAGGAAGGAGCAAGAGUAGAGUUCAAAUGCAAGGUUGACAAAAAGAAGGAAAAUGUGAUUUAUCAGUGGCGUAAGGAUGGCGUUGCAAUACCUGGAAAGAAUGACUCGACUCUUGUCCUGGAUGUAGUAGAGCUGCGUGAUUUUGGCAGUUAUACGUGCUACGUGAAAUAUCAGGAUUCAUUUAAUGAAGGCAAAGAGUCCAUCUGCGCAACACUGGAUGUUAUACCCCAGUCUCGAAAUGGAAUGAGUGAGUGAACUGAGGUCUAUGUUUCGAAAUGGGAGGGAAACUGGGACGAGUUAACUUUCGCAAUGGAUUCUGGGUCUGCAUCCCAGUAACGAUCCCACAGACAAUUGCGGGACACACUUCCGCUCCAGUCCCCUUCUCGUUGUGUAGCUACAUAAAAGAAGAACACCCGCGGCAACCUCGUCCCCAGGGCUUUUACCCAUUUUUUAAGGGAAAAGCCUCGGGGACGAGGUUGCACCCGCUGGUGUUAGCAAUCAGGAGAGUUGACUGUUCUUAUAUUUAACACCAGCCUUUCACCUCUUCUCUUUCAGGACCCAAACGUUUGCGUGAAUUGGAUAUUAACACGAGAGAUGAAAUUGCCCUGCUACUCCAAAAGAUAAAAUUUGGGCUAGGAGGUUUUAAGAAAGUAGCUGCUGAGUACGGCAUGACACAGGUCCAAAUAGGAGCGCUAGAGAAUUCCAGGGAACCCGGAAACGAUGUCUUGGAAUUUAUCGUGAUGUCAAAGCCUGACCUAACAGUUUAUAGCUUUUGCAAGACAUUAAAAGGAGACAAAUUUAAGAGGUGCGAUAUUGUAGGAAAGCUGGAGGACCACUUUUUGGUUCAAGAUGAAACAAACAACACGAAUUUUUUAAAGAAUUCUGAGUAGGAACAAUUUUCUGGAAAUAUCUUCUCUCCUCGUACUUAAAAAUUACCCCUUUUUGUUUCCUAGUGUCACUUUUCUUUCGUAAUGGAGUGGCUAAACUAUCUUUUUUAAUAUUGUGAUGCAAAUGUUGGAUGAAAAUGAUCAAAUAUUGAAAUCCAUUUAAGUACAAUGUUGAGAGAGACGAUAGUGUGCAUAACAAAAUGACAUUUCUUCGACUGCUUUUUAUAUAUUAAAAUAUACGUAUGGUUGACGGAAGAAAACAAGUAACUACAUAAGUAUCCCUACAAGCCUGUUUCGUGGUUGCCCACUCAUCAGGGGAUUUUAAUGAGAAUAACUUUACCAUUACUUAUAUACUAGACUGAUUUACAUAAUUUAUUCAGUGCGAGGUUCGUUACAUCAGUUGUUGCGCAAGAGGGCUUUGUUUCUGUGGCGGCAGGAAGACACGAGUUCAUUACGUUUGUUAAGUGUAGAGAGUUCAGGUCGGCAGAUGAUAAGGAAUUUUUCUUUAAGACAUAAGUUGCAUCGUUUGCUUGAGCUGUUGUACGGCAGGUGUGAAGAUAGAAUGCGCCAGGCGAUAGAGUAGUUGAUGUUGUUUUCUUUAAGAGUCCAGACGUGUUUGCUGAGUUCAGUGGAGUUUCUGUUCUUUGCGUGACGGAAUGAUGACAUGUGGUUGCUGUAUCUUGUUUUGAAGUCGUUCGCAGUAAGCCCGAUGUACGUUUCUGUCGUGUUGGUGUCUUUUCGUGUGACAGUAGCUUGGUAGAUGACAGCAGGCUGAAGGCAGUUCCCGUUGAGCGGGC
Messenger RNA from Porites lobata, 10483 nucleotides. NCBI's taxonomy places the organism in Eukaryota, Metazoa, Cnidaria, Anthozoa, Scleractinia, Poritidae. The record is from the annotation of a GenBank genome assembly.